AUGACUCUCCUCAAUCAAUCUUCACCUGACUUAUUUGCUGACUUUCUACCAAAUAUUUCUACUGGUAGUUCCCCCACUCCCAUUGACCAAGUGAAUUCGUUUACUUCGGAGCUGCCGUACACUGGGAAAAUCGAUGGCAGGCCAUUGGCCAUCCUUUUCUUCAUUUUUCUUAUUAUCUUUGUUAUUCUUCUUGUAAUUAUUCCAAUUGGCGUUCUCAGCUGGGUCUAUGUACGCCGACGAAAACAUGGAACAGGAGACAGUAGCCAGGUGACUGAUUAUAACAAGAAUCUUGCAAUCAGCAGGGUGAGUCGUUGCCUGGUCUGUGAAAGCCAGAUCCAGUAUGCCCUGGAGUACCGCCUAGAGGAGGAGAGUCUACUGCUUGGAGUUAUCGGAUGCAGGAAUCUCGCAGCCCCACCCGGGAACGGUGUGCCAAGCACCUUUGUGCGAAUAUGGCUUGAGACAGUGCCGGCCCAGAACCCUAUGAAGCCACGCUUAGCUGACAUUGCGAACUUCGUCAGCACCGCGGUGGUUUCGGAAACGCGAAAUCCCUGGUUUCGGGAAAUCUUUACCUUCAGUCUUCUGCCAACUGCAAUCAGCAAGACUGUCAUCCACAUGUGCGUGUACCAUUUACAUGCAACAAAAGCAGCUCUGAUUCUAGGCGACCUGGAAGUGGAUCUCAAAAAGACGCCGGUGGGCAAUUAUUUUGGAAAAUAUUGCGAGGUCCAGGAGCCAUUACAAAAGAUGAUCUAUGUAUUUAAAGAGUUUGGACAGUUGUGUGUCGACAUCAAUUAUGAAAAGAAGGCGAACGUGCUUACAGUCCUCAUCCUCGAUGCCAAAGACCUAAGUGAAUUUGUGAAGAAUUCCCAUUUCUAUCCGAAUGUACAAGUGUCUGUGACGCUUCUCUUCGAGGGUAGAAAAAGUAUGAAAGAAGGAACGGCGGUUAGGAGAAACGUGGCCAACCCCUACUUUGGUAGUCUGCUGACCUUCCCUCUGAUGUGCACGAAUAUGGACCUCUUUGCUUUGGAAAUAAAGUUGAAAUACUAUGGGGAAAUGGGCUUAACGAAGACACAUGGGUUUGUUAUAAUUGGCCCCCAUUCUCCACAUACUUCUGGUCGAUCACACUGGAGAGAGGUUGCUGCUCAACCGGGAGAAUCUUUCGGUAUGUGGCAUGCUCUCACAUGCUAUAAACUUACUUAG
Molecule: messenger RNA, 1197 nt
Organism: Dibothriocephalus latus
Lineage: Eukaryota; Metazoa; Platyhelminthes; Cestoda; Diphyllobothriidea; Diphyllobothriidae
Source: the annotation of a GenBank genome assembly